Messenger RNA from Acanthoscelides obtectus, 2404 nucleotides. The record is from the annotation of a GenBank genome assembly. Lineage: Eukaryota; Metazoa; Arthropoda; Insecta; Coleoptera; Chrysomelidae.
UACCCCUGUACGUCUGACCCAGAAGAUCAACACAGCCCUUAGAGUCUAUCUUUUGUUGAAGACAUGUCCUAUUUUGGGCGCCUAGACACAAUUGUGUACCAGACUACCCGGCAUCCAGGCAACGAUAUAUUAGACAAGCUUGUUUUGACUCUAAACCGAUGAGGUUUAGCAUAUGUAAGGUUGACCGAUGUUCUAAUCUCGCUUGGAAUAGGAGGUCCAGGUCGCCCUCAUUGCAUAUUUAUCACAACAGUAAAAUGUGAAAAAAUAUGUCACGAAAAUAUGAACAGAAGUCACUACGAGCGUCAUGGGCAGCUGAAGAUUUGGAAGAGGCGAUGCAGCAAGUCCGGGGAAAAAUUAUGGGCAUUAACGAGGCUUCCAGACGUUUUGGAAUACCAUCCAGAACAUUGAGAAGACACCUUAUAACGGGAAAAUCAAAGGUCCCCCUUGGCCGCAACCCUGUAUUUUCAGUUGAAUAUGAAAGAAAACUUGUAGCACAUAUACAAAAAUUGGAAAAAGUUGGUUUUGCACCAGACAGAAAUGAUGUGAGGGCUUUCCAGUUAUCAAAAAAACUUGACAUCAAACAUACAUUUUCUGAAAGGUCGGGAUCAGCUGGUAGGGUGUGGUUUUCUGGAUUUAUGAAAAGAAAUCCAGAACUAACUCAAAGAAAAUCAGAAGGCUUAUCACUUGCACGAGCAUAUGGAGUAAACAGAAAAGACAUUCAAUAUUUUUAUGACCUUUUGGCCAAAAUUUACGAAGAAAAUGACUUUGCAUCUCAUCCUGAAGAUAUAUAUAACAUGGAUGAGACAGGGAUUCAGGUUAAUAACAAGCCAGGAAAAGUAGUGGCAACAAAAGGGGCCAAAGAUGUAUAUACUCUCACAAGUUGUGAAAAAGGUGAAAAUGUGACAGUUAUAGCAUGUUGCAAUGCUGGAGGUAAUUUCAUGCCUCCUACAUUAAUAUAUAAGGGAACUUACACUAAGCCCCAGUUUUCUGAAGGGCUUCCACCAGGAUCACGGGACCUUAUGAAUAAAAAAUCAUCCUAUAUUAACUCGGACUUGUUCAUGCAGUGGUUUGAAGAAGUACUUUUACGACACAAAGGUCCUCGAACGACUUUAUUAAUAUUAGAUGGUCACAGUUCGCAUAGUAACAAUAUUCGGGUACUAGAAGUAGCCAAAGAAAAUAAUGUGAUACUGUUAUGCCUACCAAGCCACACAACGCAAGGCCUUUUUUAGGCCACUCAAAAUGUUUUUUGCACAAGAAGCUAAAUCUUGGAUGGUACAAAAUAGAGAAAAGAAGUUGACGCGCUAUGAUGUCUCAAAACUGAUUGGCAAGGCUUGGGGUAAGGCCGCCACUGUAUCCAAUGGUGUUUCAGCGUUGAAGUGCUGCGGUAUCUAUCCAUUUGAUCCCCAUGCUAUUGCAGACUAUCAUUUCUCAUUAUCAGAUUCGCUACAAGAGCAAAAUUUAGUUGACAUUGACGAAGUCAACAAUCAAAGUACAAGAAGUACUGAUGAGAGUCUUACAGGAAAUACUGCACCAGCAACUGAGAUUCUGUCACAGCCAGGAACUUCAGGUCUCCACAGCACUCCAGUCUCCCUACAUGAUGACGAAUCUGUGAAUACGCCGCAAAAGCACCCACAAAAUGAUGCAUCCCAACAAGUAGGCAUUUGUGAUAAAACGCCUGAAGAAGCCAUUCCAUCUUCUGAUGUAAAAGACAAAGGAACGCCUUCCAAAGUUCUAAGUGAAAUACAUCCAGUGCCCAAACUACCAAAAAAUCUGUCCAAAAGGAAACAAACAGCAAUCAUUCUCACUUCGCCGGAAAAUAUUGAGAAAAGAACAUUACUGGCAAAUAAAAGAAAGAUUAAAGCUGAAGCUGAGAGUAAUAAACUCAAGAAGGCUAAAACAAAAGUGACUAAUACGAAGAAAAGGGAUGACCUUAGUAGAGUAAAAGGUAAAAAGGUGUUAAAGAAGAAGCCAAAGAAGGAUGCGUGGGAUUCAUCGUCUUCAGAUAGCAAUGAUGAAAAUAUGGAGACGUUUGAGGAGUCGGAAGAAGAGCUAUCUGAUAAGGAUCCAAACAGAUGUGCCGAAUGUACUGAAAACUAUUACCAAACACAAUCUACAGAGGAUUGGAUCCAAUGUCCCACUUGUUCAGCAUGGCUGCAUGAAUUUUGUACAAUGUAUGCUCCUAUGUGUAAUCGUUGUGGACGAAAAGCUAAAAGGGCAUCUAUCCAGAAAUGAGUUCCAUUCAUGCGUAUAAACAUUAUAUACCUAUGUAUUAUAUUUCAAAGAUUCAUUUUAUCACUUCAUCAAACACUAAUAGUGUCGAAUUAUCAUUUCAUUUUUGUUUGUACAAAAGUAAUAUUCUAGUUUUAUUUCAUCAGAAGUGCUGUAUCUUACUCUGAUAUUCAUU